GGCCCUUCUCCUUCAGGACAAAGUUUUAUCCAAGUAUGAAAACCAGAUUACUAUUUAUGCUGACUACUUAGAAGAAUUUCCAGAUACAGAUGAGCUGGUAUGGAUCUUGGGGAAACCUCAUCUUCUUAAAACAGAAAAAUCUAAGCUGUUGUCUGAUAUAAGCACUCGUCUAUGGUUUACGUACAGAAGGAAAUUUUCACCAAUUGGGGGAACAGGCCCUUCAUCAGAUGCUGGCUGGGGAUGUAUGCUACGCUGUGGACAGAUGAUGCUGGCUCAAGCCCUUAUCUGUAGACAUUUGGGAAGGGACUGGAACUGGGAGAAACAAAAAGAACAACCCAAAGAAUAUCAACGAAUCCUACAGUGCUUCUUAGAUAGAAAAGACUGUUGCUACUCUAUCCACCAAAUGGCACAGAUGGGUGUAGGAGAAGGAAAAUCAAUUGGCGAAUGGUUUGGACCAAAUACAGUUGCACAAGUGCUAAAAAAACUUGCCUUAUUUGACGAAUGGAAUUCCUUGGCUGUUUAUGUUUCCAUGGAUAACACAGUGGUCAUUGAAGAUAUCAAAAAAAUGUGCUGUGUCCUUCCCUUGAGUGCUGACACAGCUGGUGAGAGCCCCCCUGACUCUCUGAAUGCUUUGAACCAGAGUAAGGUCACCUCAGCCUGCUGCCCAGCCUGGAAACCCCUGCUGCUCAUUGUGCCCCUUCGCCUGGGCAUAAACCAAAUCAAUCCUGUCUAUGUUGAUGCAUUCAAAGAGUGUUUUAAGAUGCCACAGUCUUUAGGGGCAUUAGGAGGAAAACCAAAUAACGCCUAUUAUUUCAUAGGAUUCUUAGGUGAUGAGCUCAUUUUCUUGGAUCCUCACACAACCCAGACCUUUGUUGACACUGAGGAGAAUGGAACAGUUGACGACCAGACUUUCCAUUGCCUGCAGUCCCCACAGCGAAUGAACAUCCUGAACUUGGAUCCUUCUGUAGCAUUGGGAUUUUUCUGCAAAGAAGAAAAAGACUUUGAUAGCUGGUGUAGCCUUGUUCAGAAGGAAAUUCUAAAGGAAAAUUUAAGGAUGUUUGAAUUAGUUCAGAAACAUCCAUCACACUGGCCUCCCUUUGUUCCCCCAGCCAAGCCAGAAGUGACAACCACUGGGGCAGAAUUCAUUGACUCUACUGAACAGCUGGAGGAGUUUGAUCUGGAGGAAGAUUUUGAGAUUCUGAGCGUGUAGAAUAGUGGGAACUCAGCUGGAGGCCUGUCUUCCAAGUGGCACCAGAAGAACAUGAACUCAUUACGUAAGACUUUUCUAGUCAGUAAGUGCCUGAUUUGCCAACAGCAUACAAACUUCAUAGCAAUCAUGACUGAGCCAAUCACCAUUUCUCCGAAAAAAAGAAACUAAC
Molecule: messenger RNA, 1379 nt
Organism: Manis javanica (Malayan pangolin)
Lineage: Eukaryota; Metazoa; Chordata; Mammalia; Pholidota; Manidae
Source: RefSeq, a predicted model, not a curated record